UUUGCCGAGGACGUUAGUCUGGCACGGCAUGCCAUCGAUCAUCACAACGAAAUGCGCAAAAAAGAUCACCAAGCUGCCCAUCGAGGAUCUCGAUAUGCAGGGCAAAAAAGCUGGUGACCAAAAUCAACAUGGCAGCAGCUGCCAAUGCCGGAGCAGCUGGACAGUGCACUGGCGGCUCAGCGCCAUCGGAAUGCUCCGAUUCAGGCACCUCAUCAGCUGGCCAGCAGCAAAAUGCACGCGUUGCCACCAAUAAUAAUCCGGAUAUGUCGGCGGCGAUCAAUAAAGCGAUGCGACAAAUCGACCUCAUCCACACGGGACAAGAGCGUUUGCUUAUGCUGUGGCAGCACAAGAAAGUCAAGCUGGAUCAGUGCUUUCAGUGGCGUCUCUUCGAGCAGGAUUGCGAGAAAAUGUUCGAUUGGAUUCUACACAAUCGUGAUGUGUUCCAAAUGAGCUACGUGGAGAUUGGACACAACUAUUCGGUGGCCAAAUCGCUGCAGGAUGAGCAUCAAAAGUUCGCUGUCGCUUCGAUGAAUGUGAAUGUGAAUAUCGAUCGGAUUUUAGCGGUGGCCGCGCGUCUCAUCGAGAGCCAACACUAUGCGGCACAGCAUAUCAAGACGUUGGCACAGCGAUUGGAUCGCACCUGGAAGGAUUUUGGCGCUGGCUUGGAUGAACGCACUGCGGUGCUGCAGUUGAGUGUGCUCUUCCACCACAAGGCCGAGCAGUAUUGCAAUAGUGUGGCCAGCUGGGCAGCCGCUUGCCAGGCAUCGCAGCCGCUGCCCUGUGAUAUACAGAGUCUGGAGACGGCAAUACGAACGCAUCAGUCGCUGUACGAGGCCAUGUGUCAGGCCUACACCGAGGUGCAUUCGACGAGCAAGAAGCUAUUGUAUCAACUCGAUCAUUUGGUGCAAGUGUGCAACCAACCGCCGCCGCCUGGAGUGCCGGAUCAUCGCAAGAACAGCAACAGCAGCAGCUACAACAAGUACGAGCGACAGAAUCCCGCUGCGGAUUACAGCGAGGGCGCCAGCCAUGUCCUGGCGGUCAUACACCAAAUAUUGAGCCAUCAUCGCACACUCGAGGCGAAGUGGCAUCAGGAGAAGAUACGGUUGCAUCAGACGUUGGCGCUGCGCCUCUUCCAGGAGGAUGUGAAGCAGGUGCUCGACUGGCUCAAGAAUCAUGGCGAAGUGUUUUUGCGCAAGAACACUGGCAUUGGACGCAAUCUGCAGAAGGCGCGUGUCUAUCAAAAGUCACACGAGCACUUUGAGAAUGUCGCACAGAAUACUUACAGCAAUGCAGAGAAACUGCUGUCCGCUGCUGAGGAGUUGGCCAGAAGUGGCGAAGCGGAUCCCAAUGAAAUAUACUCAGUGGCACGUGAGCUGGAGCUGCAGGUGGCCAGCUUUGCAGAGCGUGUGGAGCAACGACGACGUCGUCUCGAAAUGGCUGUCAUCUUUUAUACGCACGAAAAGGAGGUCACAGCAUGGAUUGAAUCAUUGCGCACGGAUGUGAGCACAGAUGAGACGCGUCUGUCGCAGGAGAAUCUCGAGGGCAUCGAACGUUUGCUGCAACAGUACAGAGAUCAGCAAGAGAGCACUGUGAAUGCUUGUAUGACGAUUAUUGCCCAGGGCGAAGCAUUGCUGCAGGAGAUGCGUGCGCUGGAGUAUGUGGACAAUACGGGUUCGUUGGCUGCCCUCGAAGCGACGCUCGAGAAACUGAGCAAGCAGAAAAUCGAAGUGGAAGAACUUUGGUCUGCACGCAAAUUCCGCGCUGAUCUUAUACUUCGAUUGCGUUACUUUGAGCGCGAUGCCAUGGACUUGUCAUCGCAGCUGGAGAUCUGGUCGGAGGAGCUACAGCAUGCGGAUCUGUCGCGUGACUAUCAGAAGGCCGAGCAGCUCAUACGCAUGCACAACGAAUCUGUGACCGAUAUACAAAAUACCACAUACGAGGUGCUGCAACAGGGUCAGGAUCUGUUGCAGCUUUUCGAGAAUGCGGGCUUCAUUUCCAUGGCUGACGCCACGCACACGGCGCAGGCACGCAUCGAAUACCUCUUGGACUUCUUGCGAGAACGUGAAAUCGAUCUGGAGGAGUUGUCGGAGGCAAAGCGUGCGAAAUUGGAACAGGCUGUGCAGCUGUGUCAGUUCCAGAACGAUGCCAAUCAGGUGAUCUCGUGGAUACGCAAUGGCGAGGCCAUGCUGGUGGCCAGCUUCGUGACGCCCAACAGUCUGCAGGAGGCGGAACAGCUGCGCAAGGAACACGAACAGUUUCAGAUUGCCAUUGAGAAGACGCACACUUCGGCCGUGCAAGUAAAAUACCGUGCGGAUGCGCUCAUCAAUGCGAAUCAUUACGACCCCACGUCAAUACGGGAUAUCAGUGAUGAUGUUACCAAAAAGUGGCAGCAAUUGGUCACCUACGCAGAGGAGCGACACAAACUCGUGACGGCGUCCAUCAAUUUCUACAAGACGGCCGAGCAGGUGUGCUCGGUGCUGGACAGUCUGGAGCGCGAGUAUCGACGCGAGGACGAUUGGUGUGGCGGUGGAGGGAGCAGCGAUAAGGCACAGACGAUUGUGCAAUUGAUAUCGAAGCAUCAGGAGCAGAAGGAGGCCUUCUUGAAGGCCUGCACAUUGGCGCGUCGCACGGCAGAGACAUUCCUCAAGUAUGCGAAUCGAUCGCAGCAGUAUUACCAGUAUCCGCAGGGCAAUUGCGAGGCGCAUGUUAAGAGCAAACUGGACAAGCUGCUCACGCAAGAGAAUCAAGUGCUCGACUUCUGGACGUUGCGCAAGAAAUCGCUCGAUCAGUGCCAGCAAUUUGUGCUGUUCGAACGCAGCGCCAAACAGGCCAUCGAAUGGAUACACAACACUGGCGAGGGUUAUCUCUCGUCACGCACGAAUCUCGUGGGCAUCUCACGCGAGGAGACCGAGGGACUGCUAAAGGAACACAACGAAUUCCGUAGUACCGCCAAGGAGACACGUGAGCGAGUCAAGCUGCUGAUACAAUUGGCCGAUAGUUUGGUCGAGAAGGGACAUGCACAUGCCAGCAGCAUUAAGCAGUGGGUUGCUUCGGUGGAUCAGCGCUACAAGGACUUUAGUAAUCGCAUGGACAGCUACUGUGAGCAGCUGGAGAAGUCGUUGGGCAUGACGCAGCAGCAACAGCUCCAUAUGCAACCCGAAUCCGAUGCAAAUAGUUCGAUUAGCAGCACAUCGGGCGCUAGUAGCAGCAACGAUCGUCACUCGGAUCCGACGCUCGAGGCGAAGCUGACGACUUCCGCCAGUUCGGCAGCCAGCAAGGAGAUCAACGAGGAGAAACGCAAGUCGGCGCGACGAAAAGAGUUCAUCAUGGCGGAACUGAUGCAAACGGAACGCGCCUAUGUCAACGAUCUGGCCACGUGCAUCAAGUGCUUCCUCGAAGAGUUCCGCAGCGGACGCAAUGUGCCGCCCGCUUUGAUUGGCCAGGAGGAUAUUAUCUUUGGCAAUAUACGGGAGAUCCAUCAUUUCCAUCAGAAGAUCUUUUUGCGUGAACUCGAGAAAUACGAAACAAUGCCUGAGGAUGUGGGCCAUUGUUUCGUGACGUGGGCAGUCAAGUUCGAUAUGUAUGUGCAUUAUUGCAAGAAUAAACCGACAUCGAACAAUCUGCUGGUGCAGCAUGCAGGCAACUACUUUGAGGAGUUGCAGCGUCGUCUUGAGGUCGAGCAUCCGCUGCCGGCGUAUCUGAUUAAGCCGGUGCAGCGCAUCACCAAAUACCAGCUGCUGCUCAAGGAUCUGUUGUCGUGCUGUGAGGGCAGCCAUGGCGAGAUCAAGGAGGGUCUCGAGGUCAUGCUCAAUGUGCCGAAGAAGGCCAACGAUGCCAUGCAUCUGUCGCUGCUCGAGAACUGUGAUGUGUCCAUCGACAAGCUGGGCGAGGUGGUGCUCCAGGAGGCAUUCCAGGCGUGGGACACUAAGCAGAUCAUUCGUAAGGGACGUGAACGUCGUGUGUUCCUCUUCGAGUUGUAUUUGCUGUUCGCUAAGGAAGUGAAAGAAUCGAAUGUGGUCAAGUAUCAGUUCAAGAGCAAACUGAUGACCACAGACAUGGGCAUCACGGAGCACAUCGAGGGCGAUGAAACCAAGUUUGCGGUGUGGACUGGACGUUCCCCCAUGCUCUCCGAUUGCCGCAUUGUGCUCAAGGCCAAUAGCCUGGAAACCAAGCAGAUUUGGGUGAAGAAACUGCGUGAAGUCAUGCAGGAAACUUGCUUCUCGGGCACCUCGCUUACGUUGCCAAAGUCGCCAGCGAAGAAUUCGGGCUCCUCGCAGCGCUCCUCACGUGAUCUGGACGAGCCGCUCACCGAGAACGAUCACGAUCGUUGCUCGCUGGCCAGCUUUGGCUCCGGCAACACAACAGACAGUGAUAAUAAGCUGGGCAAUCAGGAGGCCACCUGGGUGGUUGCCGACUACAUCGCCAGCUCGGGCAGCAAUGAGCUGAGCGUUAGCAAGGGCCAGCAGGUUGAGAUUAUUGAGCCGCCCACAGCCAGUGAGCCGGACUUCUGUUUGGUGCGCCUAAAUCCGCAGCAUGACGAUUCAGCCGUUCAAGAGGGCCUUGUGCCAGUGUCAGUGCUCAAACCGCCGCCAGGCUCGCACAAGCAAGGUUCAACCGGCGGCAGCAGCGGCCAAACUGGCGCCUCAGGAGCCUCGCAAAAGCCAAACGAUAAUAUGCAGGAUCAAGGCAAUCGCAGCAAGGCGGAUGCAUUGUCUUCGUCAACCAAACGACGUGGCUUUAGUGGGCGCAAAUGGUUGCCGCCACAACUGCGUAAACUGUCGCAGAGCAAGGGUGAGAAAUUACCGAACGACAAAUCGCUCUUGAAGAAACCCUCGGAGAAGAAUCUGAGACUACCACAGAAACAUGCCGAGGAGCUGGCGGAACAAACGUCGGGCACAGCGACACCUGGCAGCGGUGCAAGCACCAGCGGCAGUGUUGGCCAAAUGCCACCGCAAUUCCCCAAUGUAACGAGCACAACAACACAGCAGCAGCAACAUGACUAUGAGCCCGAUGAGGAGGCUGGCUUGGAGCUGCCGCCACCGAUGAAGCCCAUACAAGAGCCACAUUUGAUUGCCAAUGGACCGCCCGCAUUUCCCAAGGAUCUCAAGGAGAGCUCAGCCAAUUUGACCAGCACUGGUAAAAUAGACGGCAAACUAUCGGAAAUUGAACAAAUUGUCAGAAUGAGCAGGGAACAACACGAGUCCAAUAGCCGUGUCGAUGGCGCUGUUACAGCUGAAGAGGCUGCCGAAAGCGCUGCAACCAAUGGACGCUCUCAUGACGAUGACAGGAACAACACCGGCAAUAGCGAUAGCCAAGCUGCCGCUUUAAAGCAACGCCAAAUGGUGAUGCAGGAGCUGGUCUCAACGGAAGAUAAAUACGUGAAAGAUCUGGAGGUGAUAGUCAAUGGUUAUAUGAAGGAGAUACACAACAAGGAGAUACCCAGGCCAGUCGAUCUUCAGGGCGGCAAAAUGGAUCUGGUCUUUAACAACAUCACAGAGAUCUACGAGUGGCACAGAGAUAAAUUCCUGCGAGCUUUGCGCCACUGCCAACGGACACCGGCGGAUUUGGGGCCGCUGAUCGAGAACUCCAGCAAAAAGUUCAACAUGUACUACUAUUUCUGCAGCAAUAAGAUACUGUCCGAGUAUAUAGUCAAUGAGCAUUAUGAUUACUUUGAAAAGAUAUGCAACAAACUCGGAGAAAAAGAUCGCAUGAAGCUGAGCGAUCUUCUCAUUAAGCCAGUGCAGCGCAUUACCAAAUACGAGCUGCUUAUCAAGCAGCUGUUGAGGGAAACGCAACGUGCGGGUCUGCAAAAUGAGGUGGCCUCGUUGGUGGAGGCCUACAACCAGAUGCGGGUUGUGGUCAAGACCGUCGAUGAUAUGACGCUCGUGUUGCGAGGUCUCCACGAUUUCGAUGGCGAGAUUACUGCACAGGGCAAUCUGCUGCUACAGGGCACGCUGCAAUGUUCGAUUGAUGCCGGGCAAAGGCAACGGGAGCUGCAAGUCUUUCUGUUCCAACAGAUUAUCAUCUUUGCUGACAUCCAGAAGGCAAAGACGCAAUACACCGAUCCGAUCUACAAGUAUCGCACCCACAUACAGCUCAACCACAUGCAUCUGGAACGAAUGAAGGAGAGUGAUUACAGUUUUCGAAUCAGAUCAACGGACCCGAAUAAGCCAACAGUAGCAAUCGACUGCCAGGCAGCCUCUGCAGAGUCCUAUGCCGAAUGGUUGGGCAUGUUAAACAAGAUACUCGAGCAGCAGAGCGCAUUAAUUUCCCGGCUCGUCAAUCCAUUGAACAAUUGAAACUAUUGAACAACACACAGCCACAGCAGCGAAAGCAAACAACAAAUGUGUGUGUGUUGAAUUCCAAAAACAAACAAACAAACAAAAGAAAUAAAAAAACACAAAAAUAAUAAUAUACUACAAUUACCAAGGGUAGUUCUAUAUAGAAAUACUUAAAUAAAACAAACAUUGCAAGGUGUUUUGGCCAAGAGAGAGAGAGAGACACCAAAAAAAAACAAAACAAAAAAAUGAAAUUCUAGUGAGCACUCGCCUCGCACUUGUUUGUCUGAGCGUCUGUUUCUGUUCGUUUUGCUCACUAUCGACCACACACACACACACAUUCAUACACACCCAAACACACACACACACAUACAUACUCAAGUCCUAAUUUGUAUGUAGCUUGUAAUUAAUUUAUUUUAUUUUUUGUUUAAUCGCCUCGUUGAUCUACUUUACAUUUGAUAACUUGUAUGUGCCGUCUGCAAAUCUUUCAUGUUUCUGAUUUCCGUGUCAAAUACAAAAAAGUAUUAUAUGCUCAAGAAUAUUAAUCAUAUUAUGUGCAUUUCUUAAAUUAGUUUCUCUUUUAUGUUUUAUUGAUAUACUUUUGCUUCUGUUCCUUUAGUUUAUUUUAUUGACAUUUUUUUUGUAUUAACGGCAAAGUAAGAACUCAAGUACUCACAAUCAAAAGCAAUUUAUGGAAUACUUAAAAGUAAACGAAACAUAAAUAAUUAAUCACACACACACACAUACAUACUACAUACAACCAAGUCUAAAGUAAUAAGUAAAGUAUUUAAUGAGUACAUUUAGUUAUAAUUUUCAAAAAUUUAGUUAUGUAAUGAAAUGCUAAAUUUAAUUUCAGUUGUUUAAGCGGUGAUUUCUGUAAUUAUCAUACACACAUACAUAUGUACAUGUAAUAAUUCAGUGAAACAAACAACAAACAUUUGGAAUAUCUUUUAAGUUCGCUUUAAUUUAUCUAUAUAUAUAUAUUUAAACAUAUAUACACACAAACACACGCGCGCGUAUUUGUAUUUUAUAUAUUUUAAAAAUAAUAAAAUAUUUAAGCUUUAAAAAUUAAUCAAAAAAAGAAAAUAAGUUUAGAGAUUUUCAGUUUAUAAUUUGAAAUAACGCAUUAAAAAUAAAACAAAUAAUGCCUACUCAGAUAUCAAAAGCAUUUCGUUUUACUUUCGUAAUUAAUUGUUUGCAUUCAUUAUUAUUUACUAUCACUCUCAAACGAAUACACAUACACUCACACACCAACACACAGAAAUGGAAUAAAUAUUUACCAUAUUUAAGCAAACAUAUACAUAUAUAAAUAUAAAUAUCUUUGGUGUGCGUCAUUUGUUAGUUAAGGUAAGGUGAGUCUAGGGGCAUGUACAGAGUAGUCGCUAUAUGAGAUAAGGUCUGUUUAAGUCAGUUUGGUUUUGCUGUUCUCACAUUGGUCAAGUAACAGAAAUUGCAUAC
This is a messenger RNA of Drosophila sulfurigaster albostrigata, 7736 nucleotides long. RefSeq names its product kalirin (gene trio). NCBI's taxonomy places the organism in Eukaryota, Metazoa, Arthropoda, Insecta, Diptera, Drosophilidae. The transcript has 15 exons. The record is from RefSeq and is a predicted model, not a curated record. The coding region runs from base 129 to 6299 and encodes 2056 amino acids. Gene Ontology annotation, cellular component: cytoplasm. Gene Ontology annotation, molecular function: protein binding; guanyl-nucleotide exchange factor activity. Gene Ontology annotation, biological process: intracellular signal transduction; axon guidance.